Messenger RNA from Carya illinoinensis, 746 nucleotides. RefSeq names its product non-specific lipid-transfer protein A-like. Gene Ontology annotation, cellular component: membrane. The transcript is spliced from 2 exons. The coding region runs from base 91 to 534 and encodes 147 amino acids. Gene Ontology annotation, molecular function: lipid binding. The record is from RefSeq and is a predicted model, not a curated record. Lineage: Eukaryota; Viridiplantae; Streptophyta; Magnoliopsida; Fagales; Juglandaceae. Gene Ontology annotation, biological process: lipid transport.
CCUAGCUUGUUCAGCAUUCACAAGCAAAGCAUUUCAUCACCUAGCUAGCUAUUUGAAGCUUUUCAUAACACAAAAAUCAGUUUCCAAAUCAUGUCAACUACUACUGCAGCAGCCAUGACUCGGGUUGGCACUGUUUUAGCCAUCGUUUUUUUACUUUCUGGGAUAGCAUAUGCAGCAGCCUCGAAUACAUGUUCUAGUUAUGGAGGGAUAAGUGAAAGUAGUGACAAUGAUGAUGCAGCUUCAUGCGCCGACGUUAUCACCAAGCUUACACCCUGCCUGCCUUUCAUACAAGGAAAGCAGGACAAGCCAUCCACGCAGUGUUGUGGAGGUGCUACGGGUUUGGUUAACACCGCUAAAACCAAACAAGAUCGACAAGCUAUAUGCGAGUGCAUUAAGAAAGCAGGAUCAUCGGCCGGAAAAGUCGACCUUUCUCGCAUUUCUCAACUUGUCAAGGAUUGUGGCCUCAAAAUCAAGCUCCCUCCUAUUAGCAAAGACACAGACUGCUCUCAGGUAUCUUUCUAUCAUGAAGGGUGAUCAUAAUUAAAUCCACUUGGAGAGAGAUAUAUAUAUAUAUAUAUUUAUAUAUAGCUAUAUUUCAAGAUCCUACUUCCUACCGAGGAUUUCAUGAUCAAUCUGAUGCAUGAAUCCAAGUGAUAAUAUCUAUUAAGCCCGGAAUGAAGAAGAGAAUAAUGUAUACCAUGAUCAGUUAUUUAUGAAAAAUAAACUUCUUUAAUUUGUCUCUUCAA